Trypanosoma conorhini is the source of this 1683-nucleotide messenger RNA. Its product is annotated as solute carrier family 35 (UDP-galactose transporter), member B1. Gene Ontology annotation, cellular component: endoplasmic reticulum membrane; Golgi membrane. The transcript has a single exon. Gene Ontology annotation, biological process: UDP-galactose transmembrane transport. The record is from RefSeq and is a predicted model, not a curated record. Lineage: Eukaryota; Euglenozoa; Kinetoplastea; Trypanosomatida; Trypanosomatidae. The coding region runs from base 1 to 1683 and encodes 560 amino acids. Gene Ontology annotation, molecular function: UDP-glucose transmembrane transporter activity; UDP-galactose transmembrane transporter activity.
AUGCACGCGCACGCCCUCCUUUCUCGCGAGGAACACACGCAAGGCAACAUUAGAGCACCUCUUAAGAUGCGCGGGGUAACGGCGCCCCACGGCCCGCAGCCGCAGCAGAAGGGGGCAGAGGAGCCAAAGAAGCAGACGAGCAUCGGCCAAAAGGACGCCGCCCCGCCACUGUCUGUCAUGUUUGUGAUGUUUCAAGUGUUCGUCUGCGUCAGCGGCAUUUACGUCUGCUUUGGCCUCUGGUCCAUUAAACAGGAGCGUGUCGUGACGAAGCCAUACCGUGCGGUGGUGGCGGCUGAGGAGCACGUAGAGAUGGCGAAGCUGUCUACUGUCUUUGUGAUUGGCUUCGUUCAGGCCAUUGCGGGGACGUUUGUUGGGGCGUUGCUGCUGCUGCUGGAGAAAUUGUCCGCCAAACUUUUGCGGCGCUCGCAGGCUGCGGCGUCGGUGCGAAUGGCAACGACGGUGUCCGCCUUGAAAAAUGCGACGACGGCGGCAGCGACGUCAAGAAACACGGCGAAAGGAAAGCUGUUAGCGGCGGAGUCCGUGACGGCGUCCAAGGCAGACCACUUUGCCGUGUUCCGCCUGACGACAGUGAUGGGGUUUACAAACGCGUUCGGGUCUAGUAUGGGUUAUGCCGCGAUGCGACGCCUGCCGUAUCCCGUUGUGCUCGCGACUAAAAUGUCAAAGAUGGUCCCUGUAAUGUUGGUUGGUUUCUUUUGGCACGGCACACGAUAUUCUCUGAGUAAGUGCGCGGCUUGUGUGAUUAUCACAGGCGGUGUGUGUUGUUUCUAUUUGCUGGGUAAGGAGCAGCCUCCGCACCGGGAGAGGCAGACAGGCGACGGUGCGAUGGUAACCACCUGGGUAGGGUUUUUGCUCCUCUUCCUCAACCUCGUCACGGACGGAUUCACCAAUUCCACGCAGGAUGUACUCGUUAAGCGGCUGCAGUGGGGGGGAAAUCAGCUUAUGUUCUUCACCAACCUUGCAACCGGCACAUGGCUCUUAAUUGUGCUCAUUGCGUUAGAGGCACUCCAUCCCUUGGCCACUGUGAUUCUCGAGGCGGAAGAGUUGACGAGCACGGCUGUCUCAAACGCCUCUUCGAUGGCCUACGUUCUUUCCAGCGUUGACGCCUGCGUCCGCUGGUAUCUUCGCGACGUCGCCCCACUGAAGGAUCUCUCCCGCACAUGGCAAUUCUUUCAACGCUACCCGGAGGCCUUCAAGGACGUCAUUGAGAUGAGUUUUCUCAACGCGCUCGGACAGUUUUUCGUCUUCCGCACCAUCUCCUUCUUUGGGAGCCUCACGCUGACCGCCCUGACGCUGCUGCGGAAGUCGGGAAGCGUGGUGUUGUCGGUCGUCGUCCACGGCCAUCAGGUGGCUGCUGGGCAGUGGUUAUCCCUCCUCGUCGUGUUUGCCGGGGUUCUCUGGGAGGCCUGCAUGCAUGUGCGCAGGCCCCUCCCGGCGCCGGUCCGCUCCGCCAGCGUAGUGGACGAGGACGACAAGAAGCACACCAACGGCCAUUGCGGAAGUGGUCUGUGCGCCGCGAAGGAGGUCGCGAAAGCCGCGGGGAGUUCUCGCCAGUUUGACAAGGGCGGGUGUGUCAGCAGGCGUGCCUUGAACUGUGCUGCACGCGAGAAUGGCGCGCUGCGAGGCAGAGGUCGUGACGUGCCAACAGGGAUAGCAGCGCGAUGA